CUUGAAGUUCGUUUAGUUAUUAAAGUUACGUUCGUGGUUAGGACUUACAGUUAGUUCUAGUUUAUUAGUAAAAUGUUGUACGGAACAUUUUUAUUUUUAAGCGUGACUGUAUUUUUGAUUGCGGAUGGAACUAACAUUGAGGGUCCUAAACAUGGCAAAGUUGCUGUGUGCUACGUGGCGUCUUGGGCGAUAUUCAGAGACCCUCCUUUUAAUUUCGCGGUAUCAGAUAUAGAUCCAUCAUUAUGCACUCACAUUGUCUACGCUUUUGCUGGUUUGGACGAAGAGUCGUCUACUAUUAAAAGUCUGGACAUUUGGCUUGAUAUAGAACGAGAUAAUGGUAACGCUGCCUAUAAAAAUCUGACCAGCUUCAAAAAGUAUCAUCCUCAUAUAAAAAUAACUUUGAGUCUUGGUGGUUGGAAUGAAGGCUCCGUGAAAUUCUCUAGGAUGGCCAGUGACAAAUGGAAAAGAGCCAAAUUCGUCAAAAGUGUCACGCAAUAUCUUGAAAAAUAUGGAUUCGAUGGUCUGAACGUUAUGUGGAAGUACCCUACUCUGAGAGGGGGCAGACCUGAAGAUAAAAAGAACUUCGUCAUUUUAAUCAAGGAAUUAAAAGAGGCUUUCAUACCAUAUGGUUACAUAUUAUCCGCGACGUUAUCGAAUCUCAAAGAAAUUAUAAGCGCAGCGUAUGAUUUAGAAUGUCUAAAUCGUCAUUUGGACUUGAUUUAUCUAAUUGGUUACGAUUAUAAUGGACCCUGGGACAAAAUUGUUGGAGCAUCUGCCCCAUUAAGGGGCUUGAGUAAGCAGGAUAUAAGGAAUGUGGAAUACACAAUUAAAUACAUGCUAUCACACGGAAUAAGUCCUGAUAAAUUAGUUCUCGGUUUACAACUCCACGGAAAGACGUUUAUUUUGAAAGAUCCCGAUGUCAAAAAUGUUGAAUUUGGUAAAACUCAAUCGGAGUCUGAAGUUUUUACGGGACCAUAUCUUAAUGGAGCAAAUAUGUACGGAUAUAAUGAGGUAUGUCUAGAUUUGAAAAAUAAUUCCAAGUGGGUUUAUUAUUGGGAUAAAGUUUCUUCAACGCCGUAUUUGCGUGAUGGAAGUCGAAUUGUUUCCUAUGAUGACACUCGAUCUAUUGCCAAUAAAGUCAAAUUAGCCAUGGAUUAUAAUCUCGCUGGAUUCAUGAUUUGGAGUAUAGACAUGGACGAUUUUAAAGGAGUCUGUGACAUGCCAAACGAUACUUACACAGAUUUCAUUGAGAGAGUUAGUGAUAUAACAAAAGACAAAUUAUGGCAAGACUCUGUCAAGAAUCUGAAUAGCCAGGAUCUGGAGGGCAAAAUAUAUGGCACACUAAGAGAUAAGCUAAUUCUCAGAAUACCAAAAAAGAAUUUCAAAAAUUAUCCACUUUUGAGGACAAUUCAUGAAGCGAUAGAUAUAACCGUAGAAGAGAAGAAGAUAGCAGAUGCGAUGAAACUGGUUUCAACUAGUUUAAGAGAGGGGAGUAGAGUCAGUGAAACGCAGACGCCAUGUUAUAGAACUUGCUCUGAAGUAUGCUUUUAUGGGCCUGGUCAUUAAGAUGAAAUGAGAAAAUCUUAUAUUCGUCUUUGUUCUAUUUGGGAAAUAAAGUUAUAAUAUUUUUAUAUGUA
This is a messenger RNA of Vanessa tameamea, 1637 nucleotides long. Its product is annotated as probable chitinase 2. The record is from RefSeq and is a predicted model, not a curated record. NCBI's taxonomy places the organism in Eukaryota, Metazoa, Arthropoda, Insecta, Lepidoptera, Nymphalidae. The transcript is spliced from 9 exons. Bases 73 to 1566 code for a protein of 497 amino acids. Gene Ontology annotation, cellular component: extracellular region. Gene Ontology annotation, biological process: carbohydrate metabolic process; chitin catabolic process. Gene Ontology annotation, molecular function: chitin binding; chitinase activity.